GACAUGGAGCCGCAGGUGCUUACCUACGGACAGUGUCCCUCCGCCAAGUGGACCCUAGUGCCUCAGAACUUCCCAUCGAUGGAUGGCCGUUAUCUCUUCAACAUCGAAUAUAACGGAACUGGAUUGUUUUUAUGAAGUUUCACCUCCUUCGACUACGACUUUGGCAUUGACAUUGUCCUAUAUGAUUUUCCUUGUUCUGGAGGUUUGUAUUUCUUUCUAGUAAUAUACAAGCACUAGAAACUACAGCUAGAAGGAGGAGCUGAAUCCUCGUUUCUGAAUACUUGAUAGAUUCUUGACGUAGCUUUUCAUCCUUCGAAUUCGAUGAAGUGAGAAUCGCUCCACAUCGCGCUGCACCUCCGCCUUUCAUACCAUCUUGCCGUAACAACGUGCGACGAGCCUGUGUCUGUCACGCCAACGAUUUCGACUAACGACACUAUGAGUAGCGAAAGCCUUCCGAAUCGAGAUUGUCAUCUUAAGGCUACAUACAUCUUAAGGCUUCCCCUGAUCCGUCUCUAUAGGGAUCGACUCAUCAAGCGUAUGCGCACCAAUACAAGGGGGAGAAUACACUUGAGGCAUAUUGUUCAGAGGUCUACUACUAUUCUCUCGCAUACUGUUGAGAGGUCUAGUACUCCACAGGGAUGAAUUACGGAGAGGUCUAAUCGUCAUGCAUUUCCCAUGGCCACGACACCGGUGCUCUUGACGCGUACGAGCCCCACCCUAUUCGAGCUGCGCUGGAACAACAACACCUAC
Molecule: messenger RNA, 750 nt
Organism: Amoebophrya sp. A25
Lineage: Eukaryota; Dinophyceae; Syndiniales; Amoebophryaceae
Source: the annotation of a GenBank genome assembly